Elgaria multicarinata webbii is the source of this 1934-nucleotide messenger RNA. It is a transcript of the gene TSKS, whose product is annotated as testis specific serine kinase substrate. Gene Ontology annotation, cellular component: centriole. The transcript has 12 exons. The coding region runs from base 1 to 1785 and encodes 594 amino acids. The record is from RefSeq and is a predicted model, not a curated record. NCBI's taxonomy places the organism in Eukaryota, Metazoa, Chordata, Lepidosauria, Squamata, Anguidae. Gene Ontology annotation, molecular function: protein kinase binding.
AUGGCCAACUUUGUAGUGAAGACCAUCUGGCAAUCCAAGGAAAUCAACGAGGCUGGAGACACAACAACGGGGACCGAGAGUCGGCCUCAGGGAAGCAAGGAGCACCUGGGAAAGUCUGGCAGCAUCAAGGGCUUCCCCAAAAAGAAGAAAGCCGUCUCUUUCCAUGGGGUUGAGCCUCAUUUGACCAGUGAAAGCCCCAACCUGAACCUGAAGCGUUCUUCUGCCUGCACCAACGUUUCCCUCUUGAACCUGACUGACGGAGAGCGUGACGACUCCACCACCGAGAACGAGUCCACAGAUGACGGGGGCCCUCCAGGGGGGGCAGGGGGGGAAAGAAGGGAUCUUCUCCUCCCCACCAAGCCUGUCUGGUCUGAGGAUGAUGACGACACCUCCAGCCAGCAGGAAGUGAGCAAUAGCGGCCUGUUGCGAGCCAAGGACUCCAUCACCAGCCUCAAGGAGAGGACGUCCAAGGUCAACCGCCAUGUUCAGAACCUGCAGAGUGAGUGCACGGUGCUGUGCGAAAAUCUGGAGCGCCGCAGGCAGGAGGCGGAGGACCUUGAAGAGUACUGCAGCCAGCUUAAGGAGAGCUGCCGGAAGGUAUCAAAAUCAGUAGAGGAUGCUGAAGUGAAGACCAACGUGCUCAAGAAAAGCUCAGUACUCCUGGAGGAGAAGCUGCGUUUCUUACAGCGGCAGGUCCAAGCAGAGGACUUCGGUCGGCAGGAGCGUGAAUGGCAGGAGCUGGAGCAGCGGAUGGCAACUGGGGUCUCCAAGCAUCUACUGGAACUCGUGGGCAGCACGACAGCAGCCGGCCUGAGACCCCCGAGCUCCGAGGAGAGUGAACUGCAACGGGCCACUGCAGCCAUCUUGGUAUCCAUCAACAACCUGCGAGGGGCGCUGGAGAGCGGACACCUACGGUCAGGCCCAGGGGACGAGGCAGGUGCUGACGGGAAGCCAGCCCUGGCCUACACCCCGGUUUGGGUCCCCAUGCUGGAAGAGAUCAGGAAAUGCGUGCAAGAGCUGGCAGGCCGGUCUCAGCGGGACGGGCUGACCCAGAAGGAGGUGCUGCGAUUGCUGGCCCAGCUGGGCGUGCGCCUGGAAGGGGUGCUUCCACAGUGGGAGAGGACCAAUGUGGAGCACGGCCAGGUGCUCCGGAUGCUGCGAGAGGAAUUGGACGAGGUCUCUGCCACGGCAAAGCGGACGUCAGUGUCCCUCACGCAGCUCCGUACUGACCUGGACGGGCUGUGGCAAGUGAAGCCGCUCCUGGAAGAUGUGUCCCGGCACCUCUCGGCAUUCAAGGCCUUGGAGACACCCGAUAGACACCCUGCCAGCUGCGCCAGAUGUUCCAGCUAUAGCUUUGUGAACACAGAGACACUACGGCAGAUGGUUGAGCAUGCUGUGGCGCCCAUCUUGGAGGAGCUGAAGCAGAGGGUGCCACCCCCAGGCACGUGCCCCAGCUGCCAACGCUUGCAGAAGAAGAUAAUGGACCUGGAACAGUCAGCCUUGGAUACUCACGCACGAGCAGAGGCACUGAGUUCGAAUGUACGCCUGGCCCAGGAUGAAGCCCUGAGAGCUAAGAACUAUCUGGAGCGGGCAAGGAUCAACACGGAGAAGGAUAAGGCCACCAGCCUGGAUUAUCUCCAGAACAAACUGAGCUCCCUCCACUCGCAGCUGUCCCUGGUCUCCCAGGAAGGAAUGCCCCAGUCCCCAGCAGCCUCCAUAGCUGCCCCUGUAGCCCUCACCAAGCGGAGCUCUUGCCCUGCUGAACUAAAUCACAUCCCCCAAUAAAAGAGAGAGAAAGAUGACCAUGACCUGCUUCGUCCCAUUUCCUUUGGAGAACAGGCUCCAGGAGAAGACCACCCACUUGAACAGAGCGGUCCUCGUUCGGAUUCGUUGCACGGUCAAACCCACGGAAAGAGUCAUUGAGACGGGACGGG